AUGCCGCUGCUUGAGCUCUUCAACGGUCUUCUCGAGGAGUACAGGCUGUUGGAGAACCUGGAAGACCUGGACAGCGCGAUCCAUCAACUACAAGACGAUCUCGAACCGAGCGCGGGAAUCGAGAGUGCACAGUCACUCCUGCGUAUCUCAGCCGCAUAUGAAGAGAAGCACAGGAGAACAGGAAUGCUUGAAGACCAACAAGCUUCAGCCAUGCUACUUCUUGAAUCGGUCAAUGCAAUCCCGGACAGUCAUGUAUCGGACAAGCUGAAAUUUUUUGGGUGUUCCAUAACGGCCCACGUUGCGUUGUUCGAACGCACACAGUCAAUGGAUGACCUUUCUUUGGUCAUACAGCAGCUACAAACCAUGCUUGAAACAGCCAGUGGACGCGACCAGACGCAGGCACUAAUAUUCUAUCGGCUUGGAGUUGCUCGGGACAAGGAAUUCAAACUCACUGAGAAGAUGACUUCCUUGGAUGAAAUGACUCGCAAUUACGAAUCAUCACUAAGGUUGACUCCCAAGUCCGACCCAGAAUGGCUACAUCGGGCUGGUUCCCUUUUCAGUGCAGCACAAGUCAAGUAUGAUAGGACGGGACAAGCACAAGAUCUCCAAACUGCGAUUAGAUACCAGGAACUCAGGCUCGAUGGCAUGCCUGAAGACGAUCCAAUGAGAACUCUGCAACUCGGGUUGCUCGGAUCCCUGUACUUUGAUUUACAUCACAAAACAACAGACUUGGAGCAUCUGGAGAAGUCUAUCGAUAUCUUGGAGGAUCUUCUCUAUAUUUUACCAGAGGACCAUACAGAGAGACCAACGGCGCUUUUGACACAGGCGAGGGCAUACGUCGCCAUUACCGGUCUUUUGUUUCGGUACUCGAAAACCGGCAACGAGGCGGAUUUAGACCUAUCUCUGCAAAUGUGCCAAAAAUCACUAGCCCUCAUGCCUGACGACGACAAGAAUCGUGCAUCGAUGCUCCACGGCAUCGGAGUGAUCUUUCUAGAAAGAAGUACCGGGAAAGGCACGUUUUCAGAUCUCGAGGCGGGCAUAGAACACUUGGGGCAAGCCGUGCAAGCAUGUUCUGCGCAGCAUCCUUGCCGAUCAGAGUACCUAAGUGAUUUGGGACGUGCAUACAAAGCUCGAUACCUCAGAAACUCUGACACAAAAGACAUGGAAAUGGCUAUUCAGAGACUACAAGAAGCUGUGGAAACGUCCGAGGACAACACGGAUCUCUUCCUGCGAGGAGAGUACCUUUGGCAUCUUGGAACGGGAUACCACGUUACUUUUAAGAGAACAGGACAAAAUGAGGACCUCCAGAAAGCGAUAUCAUUCCUAGAGGAGGCGCUGUCUUGCUCCCAUUACCAGCUCAAUGCGAGAACGGCGGCUAGUAAGUCCCUCAUUGCGAUUUAUUCAAGCCUCAAAGACUGGACUCAGGCUUAUCGCACCGUUUCCACCUUGUCCUCUCUCAUUCCUCUCGUCAUGGCUCGGUCACUGGAAAAUUCGGAUAAGCAGUUGAUUGUGACUCAGUUUGUGGGCUUUGCUUCCGAUGCGGCAGCUAUAUCUCUGUUGGCGGGAGAAAGCCCUUAUGCCGCGCUGCGACUUCUUGAGACUGGUCGAGGACUCAUCAUGAGCUCGCUGCUCGGGCUUCGCUCCGAUAUCGACGACCUCAAACAGGAUCACCCAAAGCUAGCGGAGGAGUAUCUCAAGUUCAGGGAUCAAAUCGACUCUGUCAAGGGCAGCCUCAGUAACCCUGCUGCGGCUUGGUUACCUGUUAAUCAGCCUGAAUACCGUCACAAUGCGGCAAAGGAACUGGAGCGGGUUAUCAAGACUGUUCGCGGUUUGCCAGAUUUUGAUUCGUUUCUUCAGGAGCCAUCGGAGGAAGAUAUGAGAUCUGCCGCUGCCUUCGGGCCCAUUGUUGUCAUCAAUGUCAGCCAGCACAGGUGUGAUGCGAUAAUCGUCGAGGCGGACGGUAUUAGGUCCCAAUCCCUCCCUAAGAUGACAAUGCAAGACAUAAAGGCCAGGUCACAAGCUACCACGGGCGUAUCGUCACUGAAAAGCGAGGUGCUAGAGUGGCUUUGGGAUGGAAUCGUGGAGCCCGUGCUUGAUAGCGUUGGUCUUACAAGCUCACCAGCUGGCGACUGGCCACGCAUCUGCUGGAUUCCCACUGGACCUCUUGUUCAUCUUCCCCUCCACGCAGCCGGGUAUCAUCAUUUUGUCGAUAAGACCAUCCUAGACCGUGCCAUCUCUUCAUACAGCAUCUCUCUAACAGCGCUGGUGCAGAACCACACUUACCGCCAGAAGUCGGAGGCUAGUCGAAAGCCGGAACACGCUGUGCUCAUUGGAAUGACGGAAGUGCAUAACGCGCCGAAGGAGAUCGAGGAGGUGGCCAGGAUCUGUCAAGAGAUGCAAGUACAGAGGCCAGAUCCUUACACUAAGAAGGUCCUCAAAGCUCUAAGGAAUUGCGAUAUAUUUCAUUUCGCAGGCCAUGGCUCGAGCAAUGCCUUGGAUCCAUCGAAGAGCGCGCUGAUUUUGAACAAUCAAGACCGCCUUACUGUGUCUAGCCUGUUUGAUAUCAACCUCCACAAACAGAAGCCAUUCCUCGCUUUCCUGUCAGCGUGUAGCACAGGCCAAAUCAGACAAGACAAGCUCGUGGACGAAGGCCUCCAUCUUAUCGCAGGGUGCCAGGUCGCAGGGUUCCAGCACGUCAUUGGGACGCUCUGGGAGGUCAACGACGCAUUGUGUAUUGAGGUGGCGAGGACGACGUAUGAGUGGAUACACAAGAAUGGAAUGAGCCACGACUCGGUUAGCGAGGGACUGCACCGAGAAAUCAGGCAGCUUCGCAUGAAGUGGGUUCGAGAUCACGAGCACAGAAGUCGUGUUGCUAGAGGCGCUGAUGGAUCUCGGACCGGUGGAGGUCAGAUGAGAGAUGUUGUAGUUGUGGAGGAGGGGCCUCUUUUAUGGGUGCCUUAUAUCCAUUACGGUUUCUAA
Molecule: messenger RNA, 2979 nt
Organism: Ilyonectria robusta
Lineage: Eukaryota; Fungi; Ascomycota; Sordariomycetes; Hypocreales; Nectriaceae
Product: CHAT domain-containing protein
Exons: 3
Coding region: 1-2979 (992 amino acids)
Molecular function (GO): protein binding
Source: RefSeq, a predicted model, not a curated record